Penicillium daleae is the source of this 813-nucleotide messenger RNA. It is a transcript of the gene psf2, whose product is annotated as DNA replication protein PSF2. Gene Ontology annotation, cellular component: GINS complex; nucleus. NCBI's taxonomy places the organism in Eukaryota, Fungi, Ascomycota, Eurotiomycetes, Eurotiales, Aspergillaceae. The coding region runs from base 1 to 813 and encodes 270 amino acids. The transcript has 3 exons. The record is from RefSeq and is a predicted model, not a curated record. Gene Ontology annotation, biological process: DNA replication; double-strand break repair via break-induced replication.
AUGGCCUUUCCUCUCCCGCGGGGCAUCAUAGCCUCGGAGAUCGCCUUUCUAGCGGAGAUGGAGACGGUGACGAUUGUGCCUCGCCAGCGCCUGGAGGGCCUUGAAUUGCUCGGGGGCCCAGUUGAACCUCUUAUCCCACCGCGACGCGCCUCCCUCCCCCUCUGGUUGGCCCUUCUACUUAAACGCCAGCGCCGCGCCAAUAUUAUGCCCCCUCCAUGGCUACAUCCAGAUUCUCUCAGUCUUAUCCUCGAGGUCGAGUCUCAACACCAAGACUACAAGAAUGCGUUUUCUCCACCUCCGCCUCUGCCUGGUCAGCCCAGUAUCCGAGAUCAAGGUCUCGCGCCAACUGCGCGGCCGCAGUAUACGCUAGACGGCAAUAGAUACUACGCGGCGCCGCCUUUUCUCCCUCAAAAUACCGCGCAGACUGCGGUCUCCUCGCGAGACCCGCCCGCAUUACCAUACCAUUGGGUUGAGGUUGGGAAUAUGCUCCUCGACGCGGCGAGUGAUGAUCUAGUGGACCCGGAUCAGAUCCGACGAUUACUGAAAGAUCUACGGGAAGUACGCAUGGCUAAGAUGAGGUCUGGUGUGGAUGUCCUGGACGAUGCCGCGAUAGGCGGAGGCGGGGUUGCACUGACAGGCGUUGGCGCGAUGGAAUUGGGUGAGGAGCGAGGGUUCUUGUCCGGUGUGGUCGAUGGCCUUCGCAAAAUUGGUGCAUCCAAAGAGCAAGCUCGCCGAGAACAAUUGGCCGAACAAAGAGCCAACGGUGGGUACGAUGGAACCCAAGACGAGGAAGAGGACUACAUGGAGUUUUAA